UCACUCAUUUGGCCAGUCACGGGGCCAAAACCAGUGUUUGGAGCCACAGUGUGGCGGUGGAGGCAGCAGCAAUGGGAGGGCCAUAGAGCAACCUAUGACAAAAUGGAAACCAGCAGGAGUGUGAGGAGACCUGAAAGUGGCACAUGGCAGAGUGGGAGCAAUGGGAGGCGGUACAGGGACCCAUGUCACACUGUGGACCCAGCAGCAGCGUGACCAGGCGGUACGGGGGCCCAUGGCAGAUUUGGGGCCUGGCAGCACCUAUGGGAGGCCUGUAAUCUGCCAGCAACCUAUGACAAAAUGGAAAACCGCAGGAGUGUGAGGAGACCUCAAAGUGGCACAUGGCAGAGUGGGAGCAAUGGGAGGCCGUACAGGGACCCAUGACACACUGUGGACCCAGCA
Staurois parvus is the source of this 399-nucleotide messenger RNA. Lineage: Eukaryota; Metazoa; Chordata; Amphibia; Anura; Ranidae. The record is from the annotation of a GenBank genome assembly.